Dama dama (fallow deer) is the source of this 362-nucleotide messenger RNA. Its product is annotated as sperm-associated acrosin inhibitor-like. NCBI's taxonomy places the organism in Eukaryota, Metazoa, Chordata, Mammalia, Artiodactyla, Cervidae. The record is from RefSeq and is a predicted model, not a curated record. Gene Ontology annotation, molecular function: protein binding. The transcript is spliced from 5 exons. The coding region runs from base 68 to 340 and encodes 90 amino acids.
AGGUGCCACAUGGAGACUUCAUCUCAAGAACAAUGAGGCUUCCUUUGUCUUAAAAAGACUUGAUAAAAUGUCUUUCUUCUCGUCAUGGAUCAAAGCUAUUUUAAUCAUUGGCUUGGCAUUUCCUCUUUAUUGUGAAACUUCUUUUGCAUCUCCAAGAAAAACGCGUGACAUGCGUGGCGCUCCAGUGUGUGGUAUAUAUGUUGGUCAAUUACAUUUUUGUACCAGAGAAAUGGAUCCAAUCUGUGCAACAAAUGGCAAAACAUACUCCAAUAAAUGCGUUUUCUGCAGUGAAAAAAUAGAAAAGGGAAAAUUUGAUUUUAGUCAUUGGGGUCGUUGCUGACUCUGCCUCAGCCACGCAAUCC